Molecule: messenger RNA, 2333 nt
Organism: Cynocephalus volans (Philippine flying lemur)
Lineage: Eukaryota; Metazoa; Chordata; Mammalia; Dermoptera; Cynocephalidae
Gene: PDIA6
Product: protein disulfide isomerase family A member 6
Exons: 13
Coding region: 108-1430 (440 amino acids)
Biological process (GO): response to endoplasmic reticulum stress
Cellular component (GO): endoplasmic reticulum lumen
Molecular function (GO): protein disulfide isomerase activity; protein-disulfide reductase activity
Source: RefSeq, a predicted model, not a curated record
CACCGCGGCCUGCUUGAGCGGCCGAGGGCGGGACGUGGGCACGGGGGCGCGGCGCGCGGCAGAGCUGAGGCUGCGGCGGCGGAGGCUGUUCGGGGCCGGCGCUCGGCAUGGCUCGUCUGGGGCUCGGUCUGGUGGGCUGUACGUUCUUUCUAGCAGUGAAUGGUCUGUAUUCCUCUACUGAUGAUGUAAUCGAAUUAACUCCAUCAAAUUUCAACCAAGAAGUUAUUCAGAGUGAUAGUUUGUGGCUUGUAGAAUUCUAUGCUCCCUGGUGUGGUCACUGCCAAAGGUUAACACCAGAAUGGAAGAAAGCAGCAACUGCAUUAAAAGAUGUUGUAAAAGUCGGUGCAGUUGAUGCAGAUAAACAUCAAUCCCUAGGAGGUCAAUAUGGUGUUCAGGGAUUUCCUACCAUCAAGAUUUUUGGAUCUAACAAAAACAAACCUGAAGAUUAUCAGGGUGGCAGAACUGGUGAAGCCAUUGUAGAUGCUGCGCUCAAUGCUGUGCGCCAGCUCGUGAAGGAUCGCCUCGGGGGAAGGAGUGGGGGAUAUAGUUCUGGAAAACAAGGCAGAAGUGAUAGUUCAAGUAAGAAGGACGUGAUUGAGCUAACGGAUGACAACUUUGAUAAGAAUGUCCUUGACAGUGAAGACGUUUGGAUGGUUGAGUUUUAUGCUCCUUGGUGUGGACACUGUAAAAACCUAGAGCCAGAAUGGGCUGCUGCAGCUACAGAGGUAAAAGAGCAAACAAAAGGAAAAGUGAAACUGGCAGCUGUGGACGCCACAGUUAAUCAGGUUCUAGCCAGCCGAUAUGGGAUUAGGGGAUUUCCUACAAUCAAGAUAUUUCAGAAGGGCGAGUCUCCUGUCGAUUAUGAUGGUGGACGGACAAGAUCCGACAUAGUUUCCCGGGCCCUUGAUUUGUUUUCUGAUAAUGCCCCACCUCCUGAGCUGCUUGAGAUAAUCAAUGAGGACAUUGUCAAGAGGACAUGUGAGGAGCAUCAGCUCUGUGUGGUGGCUGUGCUGCCCCACAUCCUUGAUACUGGAGCUGCAGGCAGAAAUUCUUAUUUGGAAGUUCUUCUGAAGCUGGCAGACAAAUACAAAAAGAAAAUGUGGGGGUGGCUGUGGACAGAAGCUGGAGCCCAGAAUGAACUUGAGAAUGCAUUGGGGAUCGGAGGGUUUGGAUACCCCGCCAUGGCUGCCAUCAAUGCCCGCAAGAUGAAGUUUGCUUUGCUAAAAGGCUCUUUCAGUGAGCAAGGCAUUAAUGAGUUUCUCAGGGAGCUCUCCUUUGGGCGUGGUUCUACGGCACCUGUAGGAGGCGGGACCUUCCCUACCAUCUACAUUAGAGAGCCCUGGGAUGGCAGGGAUGGGGAGCUUCCCAUGGAGGAGGACAUUGACCUCAGUGAUGUGGAGCUUGACGACUUAGGGAAGGAUGAGUUAUGAGAGCUCACAGCAGAGGCUUCAAGCCGUUUGCUUUUCUUGGGUGCAAGCGGAUUUCUUCAGCAGUGAAGGAACGUUCUUUACAAUCAGAUGAAUCUACCAGUGGCCUUUUUAACCAAGAAGUAGCACUUGAUUGGUCAUUUGAAAACACUGAAAACACUGCAACAGUGAACUAUUGCAUCUCAAGAAAACAUUGAAAAAUUCUAUGAAUUGUUGUAGCCAGUGAAUUGUAUUGUACUCUGUCACAUAAUAUUUUGAAGAAAACUGAGCUGUUGAAAUUCCCCUCCCUCUGACUGCUGCUUGAAUGUUUUUGGAGGCUGUUUCUUAUAUAUAGGUUUUUUAAUGUGAUUCCUUCAUUUGAAUACCAGUGGUUUUUCCAUGAAAGAAUAAAACAGUAUUUUGGAAAAUGGUGAUAAAUGUAUGAAAUCAGUGUCCCCAUCAUAAAUUCAGAGUGAUAUUUAGCUAGUAAAUUAAUAUUAUGAAGUAUGACCCUGAUGUCUUUUCCCUAUAAACUUUUUUAAAAUGGAAAGCAAGACCUCUUUGAUUCAAAUGAUGCCAUCUGGAUGCCCCCACAAUACAGAUCUUAUAUGGAAAACUGGGCUGUCAAGUGAGAGCUGUAUUUCAUGCCCAGUAUUUUUCUUUGGGCCAUCACCAGUGACUAAUUAUUAGGGAAUAUAGCUGGUAAUACAGUUAGCUCAAGAUUUUCUAUGUUAUUACUUAUCUCAGAAUAUCCAUUAAGACAUGAAAUAGAGCAGCAGGCUACCAAUUUAUAGGCACUUCACAUUUAUGUAAAACAUUCAGAAAAAUGAAGUUUGGAAUUAUGUUAGAACAAAUAUAAGAGAGAAUUCAAAGGACUGGGAGCAUUUUAUUGUAAGGUAAAAAAAAAUAAAUACAACUCUUAACUAA